This is a messenger RNA of Ailuropoda melanoleuca (giant panda), 1078 nucleotides long. RefSeq names its product IZUMO family member 4 (gene IZUMO4). The record is from RefSeq and is a predicted model, not a curated record. Lineage: Eukaryota; Metazoa; Chordata; Mammalia; Carnivora; Ursidae. Gene Ontology annotation, cellular component: nucleus. The transcript is spliced from 10 exons. Bases 208 to 864 code for a protein of 218 amino acids.
CCCGGAGGGAGGAGCUUGAGCCUGCCGUGGGCGCAGGCGUGGGGCGCGGCCUGGGGGCGGGGUCGAAGCCUCCCCUGGGAGGGGCGGCUCGUGGGCGGGCCCGGAGGCGGGGCCAGCGGUUGUCCGUUGCGGGGAGGGGCGGGGCCUGCGCCGGGGACGUGGCCCGGGAGGCGUCGUUGGUUGGCGGGCGGCGGGCGAGGGCGGGCCAUGGCCCUGCUACUGUGCCUGGGCCUGACCGCGGCGCUGGCCCGCGGCUGCCUGCACUGCCACAGCAACUUCUCGGAGAAGUUCUCCUUCUACCGCCAUCACGUGAACCUCAAGUCCUGGUGGGUGGGCGACAUCCCCGUGUCGGGCUCGCUGCUCACCGACUGGAGCCAGGACACGAUGAAGGAGCUGCACCUGGCCAUCCCCGCGGAGAUCACCCGGGAGAAGCUGGACCGAGUGGCGAACGCCGUGUACCAGAAAAUGGAUCAGCUGUACCAGGGGAAAAUGUAUUUCCCCGGGUAUUUCCCGAAUGAGCUGCGAGCCAUCUUUCGGGAGCAGGUGCACCUCAUCCAAAAUGCCAUCAUCGAAAGCCGCAUUGACUGUCAGCGUCACUGUGGCAUCUUUCAGUACAAGACCAUCUCCUGCACCAACUGCACCGACUCGCACGUCGUCUGCUUUGGCUACAACUGCGAGUCUUCAGCAGAGUGGGAAACAGCCGUGCGGGGCCUCCUCCUGUACAUAAAUAAGUGGCACAAACAGGACAGCAACACCAGAACCACUCCAGCCUUUCUGAUAUCACCAAGCUUCACGUGUCUUGAGCCCCCACACCUGGCCAACCUGACUCUAGAAAAUGCUUCCGAGUGCCUGACACAGCACUGAGGACCACCGGGUUCGCCACACCGGCCCUAGCCUUGAGGUGGAGCCAGGACUCAGCUGGACUGUCCCAGCCUGACCCCAUGGAGCAGGCCUGCUGCUGCCCCGAGUCCCUGCACUCCCAUCAGAGCCCGGGGGCCCCGGGGAGGGGGAUGCGGCUUUGUCGGGCGGGGUCACAGAGCUAUUAGAUUCAAUGAUUAAAUGUCCCUGACAUGUCCCA